Messenger RNA from Penicillium argentinense, 1686 nucleotides. RefSeq lists its product as uncharacterized. The record is from RefSeq and is a predicted model, not a curated record. The coding region runs from base 1 to 1686 and encodes 561 amino acids. NCBI's taxonomy places the organism in Eukaryota, Fungi, Ascomycota, Eurotiomycetes, Eurotiales, Aspergillaceae. The transcript is spliced from 3 exons.
AUGCCUGCACCCCCGCUUGAUAAGAUGCUUAAGGUCAUGGUCGAAAGCACUUCCCCUCGACCGGAAGAUGGCUGGACACUUGGCUGGGAUGUAGUCGUCUCGUACUCCGAGAAGGAAGUCAACGCGACCUUGAAAAAAGCUGGGAAAAGAAAUGCCCCGUGGAAGCAUCGGGACGAAAUGAUAACCAAAAUCGAAGCCAAAGUGUUCCUGGAUGUGUUUGGCAGUGACAGUGACAGCAGCGAUGACAGCAAAGAUAAACCGUUCCAGGCCUACAGGUUAGAUGUUCACGCACCAAUUAUCCAAUUCGUGUCAAAUGCACAGAUUCCCGCGGCAGACCUGGUCAUACCAGUGGCUUCAGGAACCUAUGAACGGUCUGAUAAGCCCGGCAAACUCCGUCAAUUGCACACGAAUGCGUACCAAAUUCGCAUCAAAGGGAUCCCUAUCGGCACAGUGACAGGCACGUACAAGGAUGUCAAGGGCAACCAACGCGCGGGCAAUCCCCUCGACGUGGAGCAGGGAGACAAAGAAUGCCUCUUCAGAAACAGUGCUCCAGAUCGAGCAGAAGAUGACUUCGAGGUAUCCUGGGUGGUGUUGAAUUUCCCCCUUCAACAACAAGGGCUCGUAGUGAAGGCAGAAAUUGUGCCUGGAUAUACCACCGACCCCACGAUUCAGAAAAGUUUGAAUAAGCACCUCAAGCACAUCCAAACAGCGUCCGAAACAUGGUUCGAGGGCACUCAAGAAAAUGGGCGUCACAGUUUCAACCUCAUCAGACAUGCCCUGGCGACGAUCAAAAAUAAGGCACUGCCCAAGCAGGAGGGCAUCAGUCUUGACCUAACGCCGAGCAAAUUUUCAAUGGCAACUUGCAGUGGUAGCUUCAUCGAGGAUCCGAUUCUCUCCCUUUUCAUUCAUGUCGUCGGGGGGAAGGAUCAGGGAGAAACGAAAGAUCUGCAAUCGGCCUGGCAGGGACAAUGGAUGACCGCCAAACCAGACAAGAUUGCCCCCAUACCUAAUGAUUACACCGCUUCUGUCCUGUUUCACCCCAAAAUCAUCGUCGAGAAUGUCCUUCUGCCCUCGAUGAUGGAAAAGGACCAGGAUGAUUGGAAGUUAGAACCACUCAGUGGUUAUGGAGGUGGCGGCAUCGCCGUGAAUGCUACCUGGAAGAAAAUUUUUGAUCUCGACUGGUUCUGGAUUCCAUAUGGGAGAAUUCUCGAUUCUAUGGGCGAGAAGAACCAAUUGAAAUUGGAGGUUUGCGGUCCAACUCCGAAGGAUCUUCAAAACAAAACCACCUUCUCUAUUGAUCACGACUUUCCUCUCGAGAUCAAAACUACGGACUACGAUGCCACCUUUGACAUCAACACGGAGGGAAUGGAAAGUCAUUGGAAAGUGGAUGAUGAGCCGAUGGCCAAAGAGGGAGGGGUCUGGCAGACAGUGAAAGACUUUUUCGAAAUUAAAAGCAUUCCCCCAACUCCUGAAAUCUAUGAGCAGCGCAAGAAAAAGCUGGCUGGGGUUAGUCCCAAGUUCCACUUCAAGAAGAUGGGGCUAGGGUACUUCCUCACCACCAAUCUGCUGAAUCCUGGCUCCAAGGUCAUUGAAAUUGACAAGAGGGUUGGGAUGCGCUUUCCUGGGAAUAUGUUGCUGGUGGGCCGUGUUGUUCAGGGGGUUGAUAGUAUUACUGGCAAAGCCUAA